Xiphophorus couchianus (Monterrey platyfish) is the source of this 1448-nucleotide messenger RNA. It is a transcript of the gene glrx2, whose product is annotated as glutaredoxin 2. The record is from RefSeq and is a predicted model, not a curated record. Gene Ontology annotation, molecular function: protein-disulfide reductase activity. The coding region runs from base 470 to 868 and encodes 132 amino acids. Gene Ontology annotation, cellular component: mitochondrion. The transcript has 4 exons. Lineage: Eukaryota; Metazoa; Chordata; Actinopteri; Cyprinodontiformes; Poeciliidae.
AUCGGACAGAAACGGUGUAAAUAAGAGGGCAAAACCAGACGAAAAGCUUUAGACCGUGUGUUGUGUUGCUCCAGAGCUGCUCAUACACUAACAGCAUGUUUUAUUCGAGGCACAAAUUUGAGUCUUUACUAGCCUUUUGUUCAUUUUUCACCAUGUUUGUCCGCGCAGACUGUUUUCGUAGAGUUGUAUGGACCGAUUGCAGGAGGUCAUUCCCGCUUGCUUUAUGUAGAAAAUACAGAAGCUCAACUACUUUAAUCAAACGUCCACGUUUCCUAGUUUAAAACUACUCAUUCCUUUUGUAAUUGUACCGUUAACAUUAGUAAACCACUCAGCAGCUGUGAAGAUAUUGUUGUCCCAGACGCCGAACAUCGUUGAUUCGUCAAAGUGCUAUUUCUUUGCUUUCAAUGACUCUUGACCGACUUAGAAAAGAUGUUUCAAAAUCGAAUAUUCUAAAAAUAAUCAACCAAGGAUGGGGAAUCUUAUUUCUUCCAGUACUGGGAGCCUCUCCAGUACAGCCUGUGUACAACUUGUUCAGGAGAUGGUGUCACAGAACUGUGUUGUCAUAUUCUCCAAGACCACCUGUCCUUAUUGCAAAAUGGCCAAAAAUGUGUUCAAUGAAAUUGGUGCCAAUUACAGGGUGAUUGAACUGGACCAGCACAACGAUGGGAAGAGACUUCAGGAGGCCUUGGCACAGUUGACUGGUGUCAGAACAGUUCCAAGAGUUUUUGUGAACGGAAACUGCAUUGGGGGCGGCUCUGACACCAAGCAGCUCCAUCAGCAGGGAAAGUUACUGCCACUCAUCGAGCGGUGCUCCCCCUGCUGUAUUACCGAAGGAUCAGGCAGUGGACACUUUGAACCCUCUAAAUGACUAACCGUUGUUUUAGCCUUUUUAAAUCCUCUAUUAUUUAAUGCUUUGCUUAAUUGUAUACUAGAAGUUACAAAUUUUUUGAACAUGUCCAUGCUCUUGGUUUAUCAAAGUCAAACAGAUUGUUGAUGUCCAAUUUGCUUGUAUUUUCUCAUAGAUGUGAAGUAUCAGUAUACAUUUUAUUAAAAUCUCCCAUCUUAAAACAUAAGUAAACCCUGAAAGCACUUCUGUUCCUUUGUUGAAUUACAAAAUAAAAGGGAAAAAAAUAGCUUUAAACUUUAAUAUGUACUGGAAUUGGGAUACCUGGAAAUACUAAAACACCUGAUUAUAACACACACUUUACUAUGCUGCUAGUCUGCAAAUCUUGGAGAACAACAUUAUGUGUAUUUAAGAACUUACUGUUCUUUGACAUUUUAGCAAUAGCUGUGAAUGUCUGAAUGUUUACUAGAGAAUAGCAUUGAUAAAAAAAAAAUUCCAAUGCAUGUCAAAGGUUCCAGGAGAGCCUAAAUAGGAGAAAAGUAUUUUUAUUCCUGUACGUCAGAUGUACAUUAUUUAAUAAACAUGAAAGAAAUACCAUUCUCAA